GUCUGACGACGUUUCCAAACACGAGCAUGUUCCAGAAGCUCUAUUUUCCUCUCUCAGCUGAUAGUGACGUAACGCGUGCAGCUUAGACCCGCACACAAGGCAAACAGGGUUAACUGACUGCUUGUUUUCCCGGUGGUGGGGACCGUAGAGUAGACCACUGAGGCACAGCGGUACACUGCGGACAUAUUGUGUUGUCGAAAAUAUUUGUGUCGGGGCGGUGGAGAGGAGGACUGAAGGAGGAGGCUGUCUGUGCGGCUGUCACGAAGAGAGGGGGAGCACAUACCAGAGGUACCGCUAUCAUAACUAAUUCAUUGUCGAUCCAAACCGGUGGACAGACGGCUAAACUGCUCACUAAUUAGGCCGAAAGACUCAGACGUUGUAUUUUCCUUUCAGGGGCAGUGCAGUGAGGAGUGACAGGAGGCAACAUGGUGGAUUACUACAACGUUCUGGGAGUGUCCAAAACAGCCUCUCAGGAUGACAUCAAGAAAGCGUACAGGAAACUGGCACUGAAAUGGCAUCCAGACAAAAAUCCAGACAACAAGGAUGAAGCAGAGACAAAGUUCAAAGAACUGGCUGAAGCCUAUGAAGUCCUGUCUGACACGAGCAAGCGUGAAGCAUAUGACAGAUAUGGAAACGACAGAAUGGGACACACAGGGUCCUCCAGCUCAGACUUUUCAUCAGAUUUCCCAGGAUUCACCUUUACAUUCCGCAACCCAGAUGAUGUGUUCAGAGAGUUUUUUGGCGGCCAGGAUCCCUUCGCUAACUUCUUUGAUGACUUCUCAUCCUUUGGAGGCUCAUCCUCUCGCCUCGGCCCCAGUCGCUUCUUUUCUUUUCCUUCAGCAGGAGUUGAUUUUACCUCCUUCUCCUCUUCCUUUGGUGGUCUGGAUGGGAUGGACAGCAUGGGUGGAGGGAUGGGCAACUUCAAAUCAGUUUCUACCUCCACUCGCAUCAUAAAUGGCAAACGCACCACCACCAAGAAGAUAAAGGAGAACGGGCAGGAAAGAACAGAGAUUGAGGAGGAUGGGGUGUUAAAGAGUGUCCUAAUUAAUGGUGUGGAGGAUGAAAUGGCCCUCGCACUGGAGCUCAGUCGACGAGAGGGACAGCCCCGUCACUCACCUCAGAAGCCACAAAUCCAAAACAGAUCACCUGCCGAGUAUGACAGAUCCCGCCCCAGCCCUUACUCUGCAGCCACACACCGGUCAUUUAGCUCCGCUCCCUUCUACAACUGCGGGGUUGUGGGCGGCAGCGAGGAUGACGAAGAAGAUGAAGACCUGCAGAUGGCUUUGGCAUGCAGCCUGUCAGAAAUGGAAGCCCAGCAGAGAGCAGCUGCUACUGACUUCAUAUCAGGUGCUGGGGGUGGGGGCAGAGCCAUGAUUGACAAAACUGGUGGUCAUAAAGGAGGCAGGGUUGUUAAGACUACACAUUUGAAUGUGGCUAUUAGUAAAAAGGUUGUUGCAGGGGAGAGAGAUGAAGAGGGGCAGUUUAAAAUGGGCUCUGGGCCUGGAGCUCGGUGGGAAACGGAGAGAAAUGGAACCAGGGAACCAGACUUCUCUCCUGAGUCAUCCACAACUGCCAGCACUACGCCGCUAAGCCAAAGCACUGAAGAAGAGUUUGAACCUGCCAUGAAAAAUAGUGAUGGCAGUGUGAAAAAGAAAAAGAAGUGUGGGUGUAUUAUGUGCUGAUGCAGUGUGUGUGUGUGUGUGUGUGUGUGUGUGUGUGUGUGUGUGUGUGUGUGUGUGUGUGUGUGUGUGUGUGUGUGUGUGUGUGUGUGUGUGUGCACGUAUGCGUGUAUUUGGGAUGCCUUAUUUUUAUACUUACCUCAGUGUUGCCUUCAGCCAGACUCUAAUGUUAUGUGAUUGCCAGCCUCUUUCAGACAGUGCUUCAACUGAUCACAAGGCUUUCAUGCUGUCUUAACACCUCUAAAAGAGACAGUGAGUCAACCUUGGCAGGGUGUCAACCUAGAGACAUAAUUUGCCAAUACAGCUACAAGAUCAAAUAAAAUGUGAAGCAAUACAGAGGAUUGUUUCUGAAUGUAUGUAAAUAAACCAAAAAGAAUGGGAUUAGGAGGGUUUUAGAUGUGGCCAAGUUGGUAGUGAUUUAAAUCCCAGUAAGGGCAGAGUAUUUGUGUCCGUGUGUUUGGGUCAGUUGAGAAGUUUCUCAUUCUGGUUCUCUGGCAAAGGGAAUGUAUCAGAACUGUGUCACAUGCCCAGUCUGAAACAAUAGAUACACAUCUAAUGCAGGCCACAGAACUUACAUAAAAACACACUGACUUCCCAGUCAGAAUUGUUCAAACCAGUAGCUCAGCUUCUACACUGUUGCAAAGUUGCAAUAGUCAGGGGCGACACUUUUACAUCACUUUAUGAAGUUGUAAGUCAAAGCACAGUGUACAAUGUGUACAGCAUUAUGACUGAUUGUAAACCACAGUUACAAAUAAUCAUUAUAUACAUUUUUCAUGUGUCCUCCUUUUGGUGCCUUUGCACAUUUUUACUACUUUACUCUGUGUUUACCUUGAUUACAUUACCACUGCAAAUGUGCCAAGUACAAAAAAAAACUAAAGCAAAGCAAAUGUUAAAGCUAUACAUUAGUAAUUGGGAAUGAUGUCAGGUAUUCUGAGGAGUGAGAGUUGUCAAAUUCAACUGCAUUAUUAUAGUUGUGCGAAUGUUUAAAAAUAUGAAGCUGAGCUUCAUCACCAAAUCAAUACUAAGUUUGAUUUCCCUGUGAACUGUCAGGCCAGGGGGGGUGCUGUAGCUGCCUUUCCCUUCUAUCAACAUCUGUUGAUUAAGUGUAACCUGAAGCCAGACACUUAACCCCACCUUCUCCAGUUUAGCUGCUUAAUGCGCAGAAUUACACAGACGUUGAGUGCUGAAAAAAAAUUGCAUUCAUCGUUAAAAUAAGAAUUUUUAAUCUGCCAAUAAUGAAGAGCAUAACUUGAGAUUAGUUAAGAAUAAAUCUAUAUAGUCUGUGUUUUGGUUUCAAAUUGUGAUGUUAUAUUUUGGUCUUAUUGAAACCACAACAAUAUACGCGUUAUACACACACACACACACACACACACACACACAGUCAUAGUUGAAUACUAAUAUAACAGUUUUAAAUGUGACUGUUGCUGUAUCUGUGAAAAGGCUAAAAGCAACAGAAAUUCCUGUUGGUGUCAAAACACAAAGGUGUUAAAAGUAAUUACUAGUACCAAUAAUAUGUUAAAAUAAUAUUUUUACAAACCUGUCUCAAUAAGUACCUUAUUACAGACAGUGUUCCUUUCCCUGUCCCGCUUUCACACUGCUCGUAGAGCACAAUACGUUUGUUUGGUUGUCAUAUAUUUUUCACAAGUGCCUGAUUUAUUUAGCAUUGCAUGACUUUUACUUUGACUUUAAAGGAUAACUAUCAUCACUGUCAACAAGUACAGCUGUGAGAACACAUCAUCAGUUUCAAAAUUCAAAUAAUCGUUUUCUCUGAGUUGUUUAGGAUUUCUCCUCUCCAACUACGUUAUUGCGUGUGGAGAGGGAAUGAGGAAGAGGCAGAUGUUUGUCUUUUUAAAAUAUAUAUCCACCUGUUUUAUUUGUAUGACAUUGAAAUGCCAUGUGUUUUUUGUUUUUUUUCAGAUUGUUAAAAGGGAAAUAACAAAUAAAGAUUGAGCCGAAGAGGA
Messenger RNA from Perca fluviatilis (European perch), 3640 nucleotides. It is a transcript of the gene dnajb2, whose product is annotated as DnaJ heat shock protein family (Hsp40) member B2. The record is from RefSeq and is a predicted model, not a curated record. The coding region runs from base 426 to 1682 and encodes 418 amino acids. Lineage: Eukaryota; Metazoa; Chordata; Actinopteri; Perciformes; Percidae. The transcript has 9 exons. Gene Ontology annotation, molecular function: Hsp70 protein binding.